This is a messenger RNA of Amborella trichopoda, 1938 nucleotides long. The record is from RefSeq and is a predicted model, not a curated record. Lineage: Eukaryota; Viridiplantae; Streptophyta; Magnoliopsida; Amborellales; Amborellaceae.
CCCGGAGGGGGUUUAAUCGCUCUUGAGAGGGUUUAUGUCUCUCUCUCUAAACCCACGCUCUCCAUUAACUACUACUGUACUGAUUCCUAGUGCGAGAAAGUUGCCCUAAGCUGUUUAUCCGCCCCUCCUACUGUGAAACCAUUGCCAACCCCCGUCUCCGCCGCAUUUUUUAUGCCCUAAAAUGCUAUCAAGAAGAGCAAUCUUUCGCUUACUUCGUCGCCUCUCUCUUCCAUCUCCACCCCCUCUUCCUCUUCUUUUGCGAAGCUAUGGAGCUCAGCCCGAACACAAUUCCGCCUCCAUGGCCACCACCAAUGAUACCUUCGACAGUGAAGAUUACAAGGACCUCCACAACAUUGCAAGCACCACCUCUUCUCAACCUAGAUGGAACCAGGCUUAUCGUGAAAGGGUCGACAAAGCCAUUUUUGGGGCUCAACGUUCUCAGAAGAGAAAGAAAGACGCCUUACACUUGGAGGCAGCACAAGUUGAUGUGGAAGAAGAGAGAGAAGAAUCAGAAGUUGAAGGAGAAGAAAGAGAAGUGGGGGUUGUAGAAGAGGAAGAAGAGAGAGAAACGGAGGAGGAUAUAAGGGCUUCGAGUCUUGCUAAGGCUCUUUUGCAAGCGGCAUUGGCGAGGCCCGAUGAUGAAGAGGAAGAGGAAAUGGGAUAUGGGGUUGUGAAGUUGGAGGACCAGCGAUCGCUAAGUGUGGGUAUCAUUGGCGCUCCUAAUUCUGGAAAGUCAGCACUCACCAAUUUCUUGGUUGGAACUAAAGUGGCUGCUGUUUCAAGAAAGACAAAUACAACAUGCCAUGAAGUUCUAGGAGUGAUGACCAAAGGCAAUACUCAGAUUUGUUUAUAUGACACCCCAGGACUUAUGCUCAAACGUGAUGGAUAUCCCUACAGAACUGAUGUGAGGGUUAGAGUGGAAAGUGCAUGGAGUUCAGUUGACCUCUAUGAUCUUCUGAUAGUUCUGUUUGAUGUUCAUAGGCAUCUUGAAAUACCAGACAAGAGGGUCACAAGGUUGAUUAAACAUUUGGGUGAAGAAGUCCAUCCCAAACAAAAGCGUGUGUUAUGCAUGAAUAAAGUUGAUCUGGUUGAAGUGAAGAAAGAUUUAUUGAAGGUUGCUAAGGAAUUCGGUGAGCUUCCUGGUUAUGAGAGGUUCUUUAUGAUAUCGGGGCUGCAAGGUUCAGGAGUGAAAGACCUUGUAGAUUACCUGACGGAGCAGGCAGUUAAAAGACCAUGGGAUGAAGAUCCUACGCGCUUGAGUGAAGACUUUCUGAAAAGUGUAUCAUUAGAAGUUGUCCGUGAGAAGAUGUUAGAUCAUAUUCAUCAGGAAAUACCAUAUGCUUUAGACCAUCGCUUAGUUGAUUGGAAGGAUUUGAGAGAUGGUUCGCUACGAGUCGAACAGCAUUUCAUCGCACAAAAGCAAGGCCACCGGAAAAUUAUUGUCGGAAAGAAUGGCUCCAAAAUUGGGAGAAUUGGAAUCGAAGCCAAUGAAGAAUUGAGGUCCAUCUUCAAGAGAGAUGUGCACCUUAUACUCCGAGUUAGAGUAGAGUGAUAUGUUCACGGUUAUACCACACUCCCUAACGGUCAGCUGGGGAGCUUUGCCUUCCUAUGGGCUCUGAUAUUUAUUCUGUAUAGUAUAUGAGGUCGUGUUCUGUAUAAUAGUAACACAUUCUGGGUUUUUUUUUUUUUUUGAGAAUUUUUGGAAGCUCAAUGCUUCCGGAAUGUAUUCAUUGUGGCUUGAAAUUUUGGCAUAAUAUUUCAUGAUGGCAGUAAAUUAGAAGGGAAAUUUGUUCCAAACAUAUAUGCAUGUGUUGAUUUGGAGCAUGAACACCUCAAUUGAGCAUAUCUGAUGUCUGCAUAAUUGGUUUUGGAGGGCACUGUAAGUUUUAAGGAGCUAUCCAAAUUUGCUAAAUAAUGAAAAUUCAUCGAACUUUGGGA